This is a messenger RNA of Onychomys torridus (southern grasshopper mouse), 1643 nucleotides long. RefSeq names its product receptor accessory protein 3 (gene Reep3). Lineage: Eukaryota; Metazoa; Chordata; Mammalia; Rodentia; Cricetidae. The coding region runs from base 71 to 835 and encodes 254 amino acids. Gene Ontology annotation, biological process: endoplasmic reticulum tubular network organization. The record is from RefSeq and is a predicted model, not a curated record. The transcript is spliced from 8 exons. Gene Ontology annotation, molecular function: microtubule binding. Gene Ontology annotation, cellular component: cytoplasmic microtubule; endoplasmic reticulum tubular network; endoplasmic reticulum membrane.
CAGCGCGGCCCCGGGGAGCGCGAGCUGGGGGAGCGCGCGGCCUGCGGUCAGCGGCCCAGCGGCCGGAAAGAUGGUGUCCUGGAUGAUCUCCCGAGCCGUGGUGCUGGUGUUUGGAAUGCUCUAUCCGGCAUACUAUUCCUACAAAGCUGUGAAGACAAAAAAUGUCAAGGAAUAUGUCCGCUGGAUGAUGUACUGGAUUGUCUUUGCCCUCUAUACUGUGAUUGAAACAGUGGCCGAUCAGACACUUGCAUGGUUUCCCCUGUACUAUGAGCUGAAGAUUGCCUUUGUCAUCUGGCUGCUCUCACCCUACACCAGAGGGGCGAGUUUGAUAUAUAGAAAGUUCCUUCAUCCUCUUCUUUCUUCAAAGGAAAGGGAAAUUGACGAUUACAUUGUCCAAGCCAAGGAAAGAGGCUAUGAGACGAUGGUUAAUUUCGGGCGACAAGGUUUGAAUCUGGCAGCCGCAGCUGCUGUCACAGCUGCAGUGAAGAGCCAAGGAGCGAUAACGGAGCGUUUGCGAAGUUUCAGCAUGCAUGAUUUGACAGCUAUCCAAGGUGAUGAGCCUGUGGGACAGAGACCCUACCAGACUUUGCCAGAAGCAAAGAGGAAGAGCAAACAAGCCAGCGAGCCAGCGGCCUAUGGAACACCACUGAAAGAUGGAGGCGAGCAAACAGAUGAGGAAGCCGAUGGGCCAUUCUCAGACGACGAGAUGGUGACUCACAAGGGGCUGCGGCGGUCCCAGAGCAUGAAGUCUGUCAAGACCAUCAAAGGCCGCAAAGAGGUGCGGUAUGGUUCGCUAAAAUAUAAAGUGAAGAAGAGACCACAGGUGUAUUUUUAGUGUCUACACCUCACCUAUCUCAAGACAAAUAAUCCUAACAAAUCAACUUCAUUUUCUAACUUGAUGUAUUCAGGACUUACACUUUAAAUCUUCCGAUUGUGGCAAUGAUGGGAUUUACUUUAAUAACAUUAAGUAGUUUGUUUUUUUAACAAUUACUUUUAGAUAUUAACUGCUAAAUGUAGUGAUGUAAGGUUUAUUAAUGUGCAUGUUUAUAACAACAGUUACAGAGAAUCAUGUUAUCUGAUUUCAUCAGCAACAUUGAGUGUCUGGGAAUCUAAGGAUAAAACAUAGACCCAGGGUAUACUUGAAAAGUCUCUGCUUCAGGAUACACCUUGCCCUUCUGGUGUGGCAUUGUGUUUACGCCCAUCCGUGCCACCCACAUCUGUCACAGGAGAGUGGUGACAGCCACUGAGCAGCCAGUGUUGUGACAAAGACAUACUGUAAGGUGGUGACAUGUCCCUCACAUAAGCCUUGGAAGCUUUCCACCAUGAGCUGAAAGGUUUUGAAACAGAUAUUUGAAAACCAGGUGUCCACAUAGCACUUUCCUGGCUGGUUUUGCACACUUGAAAAUUGUUUACUUAUUUUACAACUGUACAUUUACUUUAAAUUUUAUCAGUGCUGCCUUUUUUGUUGUCUGUGAUGUUCCGACAUGUCGAAAUUACGCCUUGAAAUGCAUCAUCUCCUUUUCCUGCUCAUUUGUGUCAUUUGUGAAAUUCAUUUGAUGUACAGUAGGGAUACAUGCUAACGCUUAUUAAAUUGUUACUUUUUGUUUUGCUUUUUGAGAUAAGGUCUCUUGUGGCCCAAGGGU